Solenopsis invicta (red fire ant) is the source of this 3659-nucleotide messenger RNA. Its product is annotated as sarcosine dehydrogenase, mitochondrial. The record is from RefSeq and is a predicted model, not a curated record. NCBI's taxonomy places the organism in Eukaryota, Metazoa, Arthropoda, Insecta, Hymenoptera, Formicidae. Bases 864 to 3536 code for a protein of 890 amino acids. Gene Ontology annotation, molecular function: oxidoreductase activity; protein binding. Gene Ontology annotation, cellular component: mitochondrion. The transcript is spliced from 15 exons.
CACACACACACACACACACACACACACACACACAUAAUAUAUGUAAAUUCUUAAAAAUAAAACUCUUACAGGAGUCGUUAUCAGCGAUAAGCACUCUUGCAACGAGGAAAGUUAUUUCCAGAAAGUAAACAGCUGAAUUGAUUUGAUUAAAAAUCUAAUUUGUAUUAGAUUUAAAUACAAUUCCUUCCUUAAUUUUUUUUAUUGAUUCACAUACUUUUUUCCAGGUUUUAAUCGAUCUUGCAUUGCGAGAGAAGAUCAAUUCUAUAUCAGCAUAUAUUUUAUAAAACAAAUAUAUAAGUGUAUAUAAUGAUAAUAUACAUUUCUAGUUUUGUUCAGUAAGAACGGGUAAAAACUAAUUUCAUGACGAAAUUACUUUCUCUUAUUAUCUCUUAUUAUAACAACACAUCGCAGAAGAAAGAAAAAGAGUAAAAGAAAACAGAUAACGAACUGAGGCAUACUUGACCGUGUAACGCCUUUAUAUACAUCUCUUCUUCUUUCAAGUAUCGUUUUUCUCAUUUAGCAUAUGCAAACAUAUUGAGCAACGUUGCUUUUGCGAUUGACGUCGUUCGUAAUCUUUUUUAAGCAAACUACAUGAAAGCAGCAAUUUUCUCAAUCAAACGUGCGAUGCACGCGGACGCAGACUGAUACUGCAAGUGAAAGAGAAGUUGAGUGUUAAGAAAUGUGAGGAUACAUUGAGAAGUUCUUUGAUAAUGUACGUGUAAACAGUGCGCAAUUGUAAAGAAUGAACCAUAACUAGCAGAAUAGUGGCGCGAUACCGCGCUAUCCGUGAACCGGAGGACUGUAGUUCAAUCUGCGCUAAUAUUGCAAUCGUACAUAAACGUUAAUUCUGCAAGGCUUACAAAAUGCUUCGUUUAAUAAGAAACAAGUUGCCUAAAUGGGGUCUCGGAAAUAAUCGAGCAAUCGCUACAUUUAAAGAAAACGAGACAAAAAACAUUGACAUACCCAGCAAUGCAGAUGUUGUAAUAAUAGGUGGUGGCAGCGCUGGUUGCAAUGCACUUUAUCAAUUAGCAAAACGUGGAGUCAAUGCAGUGCUUUUGGAAAAAUCUAAACUUAUAUCUGGCACAACAUGGCAUACAGCGGGUCUUCUGUGGCAUUUACGCGGAAUGUGUGACAUAGAGACAGAGUUAUUAAAAACUUCGCGAUUGCUUUAUUCAUCUUUGCAAGAAGAAACAGGUAUAAAUCCAGGAUGGAUAAACAAUGGUGGACUCCUCAUCGCUCAUUCUCCUGAGCGAGUAGUCGAGUACGAAAGAUUAAUUACUAGUAGUAAGAACUACGGUGUCGAUGCAUACAUGCUUGAUCCGGUCGAGACGAAGGAAAAAUUUCCACUCUUAGAUAAAAAUGCGUUUCAAGCUGCAAUAUACUGUCCAGCGGAUGGUACAAUAGAUCCUGCUAUGUUAGUUAAUGCGUUGACAAAAUCAGCAGAAAAAAAUGGUUGCAAGGUCAUUGAAGAUUGUCCGGUCACUAAAAUCCUUGUUGAAGAUACCGAUGGACAUAAAACCAUUCGCGGAGUGGAGACGCCUUAUGGUAUUAUAAAAACUAAUGUCAUAUUAAAUGCGGCGGGAGCGUGGUCCGGAACGAUAGCACGAAUGGUAGGGAUGGACAUCCCAUUGAUACCGAUGAAACACGCAUACAUUGUUACCGAACCGAUGAAUGUACGAGGAUUGCCAAACAUUCGAGAUCCUGAUUUUAAUAUCUACUUUCGGGUGCAGGGUGGAAAUAUAAGUAUCGGAGGAUACGAGCCGAAUCCUAUCGUAUUGAAAUUCCCGCCAGAAGACUUCUCCUUUAGCUUGUACGAGCUGAAUUGGGACGUGUUCAAUACCCACGUAGAGGCGAUGAAUCGUCUGAUACCCGCUUUGGCGACCACCGGAAUAAGAACGACGGUGUGCGGCCCAGAAAGUUUCACUCCCGAUCACAGACCUAUUAUGGGUGAGGACCCACGCUGUACAGGUCUUUAUUAUUCUUGUGGGUAUAAUAGCGCCGGAAUGAUGUUUGGAGGUGGUUGCGGAGAACAAAUAUGCGGAGAACAAAUAGCAUUAUGGAUAAUUAAUGGACGGCCGGACAAACAUAUGUUCCAUCAGGACAUCAGAAGAUAUAUACCGGAACAAAGAAAAAACUUAAUUUGGGCAAACGAGCGAAGUCACGAGGCUUAUGCAAAAAAUUACAAUAUUGUUUUCCCACACGAUGAACCUUUAAGCGGCAGAAACUUGAAAACCGAUCCUUUCCACAGUUUUCUUGUCAACGAGGGUGCAGUUAUGGAAGAACGACAAGGAUGGGAACGUCCAGGAUGGUUCCAACCAGAUAACAAGAUGACUCCAAUUUUACCGUACGAUUACGGUGGCUAUUAUGAUACUCCAAAGAAUACGAACGACACAUAUGCCGAUAUAUUAAAAACAGAAUGUACAUUUGAUUUUCCACCUCACGAUAAUAUCAUACGAGAGGAAGCGCUUGCCUGUAGGAAUAACGUUGCCUUAUUUGACAUGUCGUAUUUCGGAAAACAUUACUUAUGCGGUCCAGAUACAAAGAAAGCAGUGGAUUAUAUAUUUACAGCUCGAGUGGAUCGAGAAAUUAAUAGAACAGUAUACACUUGCAUGUUGAACAAAAAAGGAGGUACAGAAGGCGACUGUACGGUCACCGGUCUGGCAUCUGGCUCGGGUGGUGUAGUCGAUCCCAUAUUUAAGGGAAAAUCAUUUUAUUUAGUAAGUGGAGGCAUGUCGUCCUAUCACACUUGGGCGCAUGUCAGCAAAGUAAUAAGAGAAAAAGGUUUCAAUGUGUCUGUACACAAUGUUACAGAGCAAAUAGGAAUUUUAUCGGUUCAAGGUCCUAAUAGCCGUCAAGUUCUUGGAACGUUAGUCGACGCUGAUCUCUCAAAUAAAUCAUUUCCAUUCUCAACUUCGAAGCUAGUGCGAAUAAAUGGUGAAAUGGUGCAUAUGUUUAGACUUAGUUUCGUCGGUGAACUUGGUUACGAAUUACACAUUCCAAAAAGUUCGUGCGAAAAGGUUUAUAAAGCUUUAAUGGAAUGCGGUAAAAAAUAUGAUAUGAAAUUGGCCGGCUUCAGAGCGCUCUACAGUUUAAGUUGCGAGAAAGGUUAUCAUCUUUGGAGCGCGGACUUGAGAACGGAUGACAAUCCAAUAGAAGCGGCCUUAGAAAUCGUCUGCCGUAAAAACGGCAAGUAUUUAGGAAAGACAUCUGUUGAACAGUGCCGUAAAAAUGGAAUAAAAAAAAGACUGGUACAUUUACACAUAGAUGACGAUAUACCACUGUGGGGUAUGGAGACCGUUUACAGAAACAAUCAGCUAGUUGGUUAUCUAAGAAGAGCUGAACAUGGAUAUACCUUUAAGAAGAGUAUUGGACAGGCAUACAUCACAGCUCCAAAUGGGCAAAAUGUUACAAAGGAAUUUUUAGAGACUGGUACUUACGAGAUUGAAGCAAGGAGGAAAAGGUAUCCUGCGAAGAUGUAUCUUCAAAGCCCAUUCGAUCCGCAGAAUAAGAGAUUACUAGGUGUAUACACAAUAUAAAAAUAGUCGAUAAAAAAUAUCGAUAUUAUUUCUUCUGACUAUAAACCAUCUGCGAAAAGCAAUUGUAUCUUAAUAACAAAUAUUUUAUAUUUUUUCAUAUAUAAAAAAUAGUAUAAACUUUUA